ACACGCCCACUAGAAGUGACGCUUACAUUUCGUUAGAGGAAAUUGAAACGUUUGGUUUGUUUAUCCUGAGGAGAGAAGGACGAGUGCAGCUGAUUUUACAGCAUUUUAUUUUUUUAAAAGUGUUAGUUCCAAAACAAAGGGAAAGAGUGCAUUUUCUGUUUUAUUUAAGAACUGACACAGUGAAGCGCGAACAUUACUCCUCGCAAAAGUAAAACGAGUCUGUUUUCUCUCUUUAUCGCAGCAGAACAAGUGCUGAUUUCAUAUGAAUGUCAUUUUUCAAAAAAUAAAGUAAAGUCAAAGAGGAUUCCGCUACUCGAGUCUCAAGCUAACAGUCAGUGAAGAUGGAGGUCAGCGUCUCCGUGUCGUUCUUUCAAGACGAGCUCGCCUCUACCAUCGAGCACGCAGUGAAAGCGGCUGUAGACACCGUCUUGUGCCAAAUCACAAAAGUUGUCGGCGGCAAAUUCACUGAAUUACAAAUGGAAAUGGCUGGAAAGGAGAAAGAGAAUGAAAGUCUGAAGCUGAGAUUGGAAAUAUCAGAGAGCGAGUUGAAAGCGGUGCGGGAAUGCAUGAACGCUGCAGAUGCAGACAUUAAACAACCUCUCAGAAACAUGAACCCCGACUGCAAUGAACAAGACUUUCAGAGGAACGAGAACCAGGGGUUAUUUCAAGAUCCCACAGAGAGCCGUGCUUUCCCUCAAUCUGAAACACAGCAACGGCCAAGGAUAGAAUCAGUUCACACACAAGAGGAGUUCUUUGACCAGGAGUGGCGUGCAAGUCUAAAGCAGGUUACAGAGCUGACCUGUGUUAAAGAUGAAGAGGUCCCUCGACUGGAAUGUGUUCUUAUUAAAGAGGAAUUCAUAGAACAGGAAUGUGUCCCCAUCGCAGAGGAAGUUCCUACUGAAAAUAAUGUCUGUACACUUGAGGAGAACAACCAGCUGGGAUCCAGCCUGUGUGAUGAUUGUCCACCUGAAUGUGAACUGGGAUUUAGAGCUGCUAAAGGAUAUCACACAGGAGGCAUUCAGUUUCCCUGUGCUGAUUGUGGGAAGAGUUUCAGUUGUUUAUCACAGCUUGAAAUCCACCAGCGCGUUCACACAAGAGAGAACCCUUAUCACUGUACUGAGUGUGGGAGGAGUUUCACGCAGUUACAGAAUCUUAAGAGACACCAGUGCAGUCACACAGGAGAGAAACCUUAUCACUGCACUGAGUGUGGGAGGAGUUUCACACAGUCACAAAAUCUUAAAAUCCAUCGGCGCAUUCACACAGGAGAGAAACCUCAUCACUGCAUUGAGUGUGGGAAGAGAUUCACACAGUUACAAAAUCUUAAAACACACCAGCGUGUUCACACGGGAGAGAAACCUCAUCACUGCUCCGAGUGUGGGAAGAGUUUCACGCUGUUACAAAAUCUUAAAACACACAUGCGCAUUCACACAGGAGAGAAACCUUAUCACUGUGCUCUGUGUGGGCUGCGAUUCACAUAUUUAAGUUCCUUGAAAAUCCACCAGCGGACUCACAAAAACAGUAAUCUUAUCAAUGUACUGAAUUUCUGAAGUUUCCAUCACUUAGCAAAACUUAAAAGACGCCAUAAAAUUCACACGAAAGUUCAGUCAGUGAAGGACACAAGGGAAUUCACAGAAUUACAGCGCACUUUUUUCAAAUUAAUAGUACACAAAACAACAAAAUAGUUCAUGUUGCCGCAUUAGCAAGCUAUGAUACCAACGGUACCUUGCAUAUACUGCACACAAUAAAGAAAUACAUCAAUUUGAAAUGUACAUAGAAUAGUUACAGUGUUGUACACGUGGCUGCAAGAAAAACACAUAGCCCAGAAGAAUAACCUGAGUGAAAAUGGACAUGUCACGUGGUAUGGCCGCCAUAUUGGAUUUUCCAUGCGUUUUUGACAAUAUUCAAAGAUCUUCUCUGAAGCGGCUUAUUGCAUAGAUAUGAAACUUGGUGUAUAAAGUCAUAUACUAAUGUACGUUAAUUGUUAUAAGACAUUCUUUUAAUGCAUUUACUCUGUUUGAAUAGCUGUAAGCUACUGAUAGUAAGCAUACGUAAAAUUAUGCUUUCCAAUUAACAAAAUAUUCAUAUGAUUUCCAUUUUCGUAAGUCUGAAACCAUAAUUUGUUGUGCUGUAAAUGCUUGGAAGCCAUAAAGUUGCCUGCAACUUCUAUUUAUUUUAUUUAUUUAGUUAGUUAGUUAGUUAGUUAGUUAGUUAGUUAACAGAAAAAAAACCUAGGGAAAUGGGUUUGGAAGUGUAUCAUAUUUUGAAAAGAUUUUGCUAGGAGUAACACUGUAAUUUUAGAACAUUUAUUGUGUUGUAUACCUGGUUUGCAUUACUAGUUUCUGUGUUGUAUUCAUGCAUUCUAGCCACACGCAAUGGCACCUCAUUUAUCUGCAGAUUUCACACAUCCAUGGACCGAUGUCCUCCCAAGCGUGCGGAUAAACUGAGUUCCACUGUACAUCUUUAUUUUUGAUAUGCAGAACAUAAGAAAGUUUCCAAACGAGAGGAGGCCAUUCAGCCCAUCUUGCUCGUUUGGUUGUUAGUAGCUCAUUGAUCCCAGAAUCUCAUCAAGCAGCUUCUUGAAGGAUCCCAGGGUGUCAUCUUCAACAACAUUACUGGGGAGUUGGUUCCAGACCCUCACAAUUCUGUGUUGAAUUGUACAUCGUCGUUGAAAAGAUCAACCAGGGGGAGGAGUUGAGACGGCACCAAGUUAAUGUUUUUCCCCCUCUCAGUGUAAGACAGUGUUGUUUGAUCAGAACAGAGGGACGAAGAGGAAUACAAAUAAAUUCAAUGCAGUCUAUUUUUCAACAUUUUUUAAGGGCUGUGUUGGAAAGGGGUGGAUAUUGUGCAGACUUGUCUUUUUGUGUUUUUCUGUAGCGUUUACAAACCGCUAAAAAUACAUUAUCUGAAGUGAAGUCGGGGUGAGUGUGUAUAUUGAGAGAUUCCCUAGUUUUGUUUUCAUUUAGACAGAGAUUUAUUCCAGCUUGGAGACAUAGGGCAGCAGUGUGGAGUAGUGGUUAGGGCUCUGGACUCUUGACCGGAGGGUUGUGGGUUCAAUCCCCAGUGGGGGACACUGCUGUUGUACCCUUGAGCAAGGUACUUUACCUAGAUUGCUCCAGUAAAAACCCAACUGUAUAAAUGGGUAAUUGUAUGUAAAAUAAUGUGAUAUCUGUAUAAUGUGAAAUAAUGUAUAAUGUGAUAUCUUGUAACAAUUGUAAGUCGCCCUGGAUAAGAGCGUCUGCUAAGAAAUAAAUAAUAAUAAUAAUAAUAAUGUAGCUUGAAAUUUUAUAUUCUUUUUCAUGGGCAUUUCUUACAUUUCCAUAGAAUCCCUUAGUAUUUUAUAAAGAUUUUCUUAAGAUGUGCAUUUUUCACAGUUGAGACCAUUUUUUUUUUUUUUGUUUCAGCCAGGCCUGAAA
Molecule: messenger RNA, 3413 nt
Organism: Acipenser ruthenus (sterlet)
Lineage: Eukaryota; Metazoa; Chordata; Actinopteri; Acipenseriformes; Acipenseridae
Product: zinc finger and SCAN domain-containing protein 2-like
Exons: 3
Coding region: 342-1547 (401 amino acids)
Biological process (GO): regulation of transcription by RNA polymerase II
Molecular function (GO): RNA polymerase II cis-regulatory region sequence-specific DNA binding; DNA-binding transcription factor activity
Source: RefSeq, a predicted model, not a curated record